Molecule: messenger RNA, 969 nt
Organism: Trichoplusia ni (cabbage looper)
Lineage: Eukaryota; Metazoa; Arthropoda; Insecta; Lepidoptera; Noctuidae
Exons: 6
Coding region: 84-923 (279 amino acids)
Molecular function (GO): N-acetyltransferase activity
Source: RefSeq, a predicted model, not a curated record
UCAAAGAGGAAUGGGCAUCAUCUGUCAACGGGUCGGUCUAAUUUGGAGCCAAAGUCUAAAGCAAACAGAAUAAAAUUCCCGUAAUGUUUCUACAGACACUGACAAAAUUAAGUUUACCUAUUCUUACGAGAAAUUUAACACUACAGCUACGAAAAUGUCACAGUGUAUUUGGUAUAAUGGAUUUAAUACAACAAGAAAAGGUAUUAAAAAGAGUCCCCGAAAACUUCACGAUGUCCCAAGUGACUAGCGAAAAUCACGAUUUGGCCUUACACAUAAUAAAGCGGUAUUUUCUGAGCGAACAUGUUCUGGUGCGCGCGCGCAACAUGGACAUAUCCAACGACUGCGCUCUUGACGAGUAUCUCGUUGGCUUGCUUAAACAAGGAAACUCAAUCUUCGCCAAAGACGAGGACGGCAAAGUGGCUGGGCUGUGCGUCAGUUUCGCUAGUAGUCCCGUUGACCCGAGGAAUUUAAGAAAUUACGCCUUUUACAGACAAGAUCCAAACACUAAAGAUUUCCUCUACUUCACGGCGAAAUUACAAGAAACUCCGAAUCUGUGGGAAGUGUACAAACAACAAAAAGUUUACGAGAUAAAAAUGAUCACAGUAGUACCGGAGUACAGGAGACAGGGCCUGGCCGUCCACAUGGCAGAGAAGAGUAAAGCACUAGCUCAUGAUCAGGGAUACAACGUCAUAAGAAUGGACUGCAUCAAUCCAUUCGAUUACAAAAUAGCAGAGCGCUGCAUGCUACAAUGCAUAGUUAAGUUUCCUUUACACAAGGUGCGAGGGGCAAACGCUCCUUUCAUAAAACGAAGCUCAGAGUAUAACCGUUGCGUGCGAGUGUACGUGGAUGCGCGAGCGCAGCCCGACGUCGAUCAAAAGUCAGUCAAGAGCCGACAGCAAGACUUGGAGAGUCUCAUCGAGUGAUAGCUAAGAUAUUGUUAUGGUUUGAAUAAAUAGAUAUUUUAACUUU